UCUUCAACAGGAGGAUUUUCUGAGAAAUUCCAGGUUUCACAACAUGCAAUGCGCGUGGCCGUUGUGUGCUAUGCGCUAGUGCUGCGCAGCGCUGCUUUGCGAGAUGAGAUUAGUAGAUUUGAGCCCUUAGAGCUCGAGGUGCCAGAUGAAAAGAUGCACCAGGAGGCGCCGAUGAAUUUUUUGACGUCCGGGGAGACGUCCACGGUGCGCAAUGCUGACCAGCCUGAAGCUUUCCUGGAAGUAAUAAGCGCCACAAAUUGCAUCGAUGGCACUUUGCACCUGCGGGGCCAAAAUGUGGUCAAUAGUGCGCUUGUCUUCUCGAAGGAGUGUGCGACACUGCGCGGGGACAUGGGCGCGCAGGUGACUUUGAAGGAGCCGUUGAUCUUUGAAGGAGAUCUGAGGAUGGAAGGAGACAUCCGCUUCAUUGCGGCACGUUCUUUUUGGCAACCCUGCGUUUCAGUCAAAGGGAACGCCUCCAUGUUUGGAAACAUCCACUUCGAGGGCUGCCGCAACAAGGACACGAAGUUGAAUGCAGGAGGUGGCGGCCUCAUGGUGGGGAAAACGCUGACGCAGCAUGCGGGUGCCAUCGCCUUUCACAAUUGCAGCAGCGAAGAUCGCGGUGCGGAGCCUCAGACUGAGCUGGUAGAGUUUUGGACGUUUGGACGUUUGGAUGGAGUUUGGACGGAGCUUACCAGGGAAACAGAGGGGAUCGUUCUCGAACUUGCCGGGUCCCAAAAGUCCGAAGGGAAGAUGAAAGGAUGA
Messenger RNA from Cladocopium goreaui, 762 nucleotides. The record is from the annotation of a GenBank genome assembly. Lineage: Eukaryota; Dinophyceae; Suessiales; Symbiodiniaceae.